This is a messenger RNA of Electrophorus electricus (electric eel), 4093 nucleotides long. It is a transcript of the gene mylk2, whose product is annotated as myosin light chain kinase 2. Gene Ontology annotation, cellular component: nucleus. Gene Ontology annotation, molecular function: protein serine/threonine kinase activity; ATP binding. Gene Ontology annotation, biological process: positive regulation of apoptotic process; intracellular signal transduction; protein phosphorylation. The record is from RefSeq and is a predicted model, not a curated record. NCBI's taxonomy places the organism in Eukaryota, Metazoa, Chordata, Actinopteri, Gymnotiformes, Gymnotidae.
GGGUGUACCAGUCCUGGUGCCUCUGGCCCCUCUCUUCACGGUUCCACCCUGAGGUCCUGACACUAGGCUAAGCGCUCUCUCUUUACAGGCCUUACUGCUGCCAGCUCUGUUCGGUGCUGGCUGAUCAUGCGCUCUGUGAGGUGGCCCCCUCUGCCCGCCCAUGACCUGGACACCCUGGAGGCCAAGAUGGAUGGCCUGCACCGUAAACUGGACCAGCUCUUGUCCCGGAGCUCUGCAGGUGGAGAAAGCGGCUGCCCCAUGUGUGCCAUGUGCAGCCAGCACAGCAGGGAGCAGGAAGCCACAGCCAGCCAGCUCUCAGCUCAUGCCAAGCUCCUCGAGUCUUUGGACAGGAAAGUCAUGGAGGUGAGGACCUCACUGGAAGAGCUAGCACGCGAGAGACUGUCUGACAAUAUGUCAGUGCCAGUGGCAGCUCUGCAAAGAAGGAAAUCUUUGCCUGUAAGAGCCUCAGUGGAUGAAGUAUAUGUGCGGCUUGAUGUGCCUAAAGAUCAGAAAGUAAUACAACCUGAUUUUAACGUGCCCCAUGGAAGAGGUCAGACAGGCAUCCUGAUUGAAGACAGUGAAGGGGAGGGAGUGAAAGAAGUAGGGUGCUUGCUUAAAGGUGACCCAGCAGAGGUCAAAGUUCAGCAUGAGCCUAAGUCACAAAAAGAAGUUGAAAAAGAUUUAUCAGCACUGCUGCAUAUGACCCCAACAGAUGAAGCAACACUGUCAUCAAGCUCACAAAGUUCAAUAACAGCAGGGGUAGGUCUCUGCUUGUCUGCAGUGACCUCAAAGGCGCUUACAUCUCCACCAAUAGCUGUACCAAAAAUAACUGUUACAAAUAUGACAAACCCAAGCAUCACAUCAUCACAGACGCAAACAGCAGCAAAGGUGACCGCAGUGGUUGAUCCUGGAAAAUGUGAUGCAUCUUUCUCUAAUGGUACAGCCAUGUGUGCUGCUGUAGCAGGACCUACAGUACUGGUGCCCUAUCAGAAAAUGCCAAAAACAGCUGGAUUUCCUUUUGCUGUGACAACCGCAGCUCCCAAAAUGUUCACCUCUGUGAGCAGGAAUGCACCGCAGUUCACUGUAAAAGACAUCACAGCACCACCACCAUCUGUCCUUAAUGCACAAAAGGCAAGUUUGGGUGUUCCUGUUACAGUAUCCCAAGUCACAGGGGUGUCUUCAGCUAAUGUACUGUCACCCCAAACAUUAGCAGCGGACUCAAAAUCGGCCCAGAUAAAUGGCAUAGCAGCAAAAAUGACAGCAGCAGGAGAUAAAACACUACACGGAAAUCACCUCCCAAAGACAGCGGGACAGACCACUCCACUCACAGCAGUGACUUCAGUCUCGGUCACCUCCAAGCCCAGUAAUGCGUCCCUGCUCUUGCUGACUGAGAGAGCUUCAGCAAGCCAUAAACCUCCCAAGGUGCCAAACAUGGAUGCCUGCGUUGCAACGUUGCAAACCUUCGACAAGUCUACCACAAAUUCCCAAACAGCAAAUCCGCUGGCAACAAAAGGCUGUACGUUAUUGCCAUCGAGCACUGUUGCCGUGGUAGCCCCUGGGGCAGUAGCUGAAGGUGUCUCCCUCAGGUUUCAAGGCCUCAGAGGGAAGUCAGAUUCUGCUCACACAGUCACGCCACCACUGGUGAAGCCUGCAGCCACAGCCGCCAUGGCUGGGGGUAUUCAGAUUAGAAUAAAUGCAGCAGAAGAUAAAAACAAGGCUCUGACCAAGACACCCCCCAAAACAUGCUUCAAAAUAAUAGAUGAUGUUCCUCCACAGCCGGCACCCUUUCCACACAGGUGUGUGUCCCUGAGAUCCAACCCACCAGGGGACGCCUUCAGCAUCCAUACAGACGUGCUGGGAGGUGGACGUUUUGGCAAAGUGCACAAGUGCACGGACAAUAACACGGGGCUGAGACUGGCAGCAAAGAUCAUCAGUGUAAGAAGUACCAAAGAGAGGGAAAUGGCGGUGAAUGAGAUCCAGGCAAUGAACCAGCUGAGUCAUUUCAAUAUACUGCAGCUCUACGACUCCUUCGAGACUAAGAACCAAGUCGUGCUGAUCCUGGAAUAUGUGGAGGGAGGGGAGCUGUUUGAGAGGAUCGUGGAUGAGAGUUGUCCCCUAACUGAAGUUGACGCCAUGGUGUUUGUGAAGCAGAUCUGCGAGGGAGUCCAGUACAUGCACCAGAUGUAUGUCCUUCACCUAGACCUAAAGCCUGAGAACAUCCUUUGUGUGAAUCGGUCAGGUCAUCAGAUCAAGAUAAUUGACUUUGGGCUUGCCAGAAGGUACAAACCUCGAGAGAAGCUCAGAGUCUCAUUUGGAACACCAGAGUUUCUGGCCCCGGAGGUGGUGAACUUUGACUUUGUCUCCUUCCCUACAGACAUGUGGACCAUAGGGGUCGUAACAUACAUGCUUCUAAGUGGACUCUCUCCCUUCCUGGGUGAUGAUGACCAUCAGACUCUCAACAACGUGCUAACAGUCAACUGGUACUUUGAUGACGAUGCUUUUGAGCAUGUGUCAGCUGAGGCCAAAGACUUUGUCUCCAACCUGCUGAUCAAAGAGAGGGGUGGUCGUCUCAGUGCUACUCAGUGUCUUAAGCACCCAUGGCUGAACAACAUAUCAGAGAAAGCAAAGAGCAGUAAUAUCAUUCUGAAGUCGCAGGUUCUCCUCAAGAAAUACAUGGCCAGGCGGUUAUGGAAGAAAAACUAUAUUGCAAUAGCAGCAGCCAACAGAUUUAAGAAGAUUUGCAGUCCAAGGUCUCCUACCUUCCUGGGAGUCUGAAAAGCCUCUGCUCACAUAUACCACUUGUAGUGUUUUUCAUUAUGUAUGCUUGGUCAUUAAUUAACAAGAUGAAACAUGGUUGUAUAAGUAAGGCUUUUAACACCGAUAGACCACCAUUACACUGGACAUCAGGCUAAACAGGUGGUAGACAUGGUCAUCUCAAGCAUAACAGACAAACAAACCUCAAUGUUAUCUUAAUGAGUUGAUAAAAUAGAAGGGUUCCUGGAUUACAGGGAUAGAAAGGCACCAUGUUUGUGUACAGGAUUUGUACUGCAAAAGAUAGGAAUGUGAAAAAAUGAGAACAGCUUUUUUUUUUUUCUUCUGCAAAUACCUCGUGGCAAAUGGUAAUGAAUAUAUCACAUGGGUUUUACUAAGAAAUUGUAGGGAUAAGGUUGCAAAAAUUAAAGAUACCCUUAGUCUACAGCAACAGAAAGUAAGCAAAAAGAAACACCAUUAAAAACAAAGCAAGCUUACCAUAAAUAAGGUAUAAAGUGUUUUUCAGGAACAGUACUUCAUUUUGUUAUUAUUAAAUAUGGUGUGACUGAUGUGUGAUUUGCUUAAGAUUAAACUCAGACAAUGUCUUACUGUUAAAAUGAAUUGUUUGUUAAACUGAUUCAAAUGCCUUUCAUUAGGAUAUGAAUUUUGUUGAUUUUAUAUACUUAGACUCAUUGAAUUGUACAUAACCAAUUUCUAAGUUGUUUUUAAUAACACAAUUUUUCAUUCACAGUGGCCGCUCAAUCUUUUUAGAGAGAAAUUCUACCUUUUAAAGCUAUAAUAUACAGAAAUACAUAAACGAUAUGUUCGAAAUGACGACAACGUGGCGCCGUUUUGUAUGAUAUGAAAAUGGACAUUCGCUAGCGAAUUAACACUUAGGCUUAAGUGUGAAUUCACACUAAAGCUCAACACAGAUAUAAUAAUCUAACAAACUUUAAAACCUCUGCUUACAUAUGCUUAUGAGAGUCAGGCUGCAUUGCUUGUAGUCUACUAUAAAAAUGAGAGAUUAAGAUGUGUAGCCCAUAACUGCUGGCUUUUUGCCACUGGUUUUAAACUGCGCCAUACGGAAGCGCGCUUAUGUUCAGAAUUAGUUUAUAGAAUGUUCCCUUUCCGCAGAGGUUUUGUCUGAGUGAUGUGUUCAUUUACUUCUAAGAAAUCUUUCAGUAAACGAUUACAGUGAAUUGGCAUGAAUCGCUAUGAGUCGUGUAUUUCCGAGUGUCACUUCUUCAUGCUAAACCACAAGUAAGAAUUCUUCUGAUGGCUUUGUACAUUACUAAUUAAAUCACCCAAGACACAACAUGGUUCCGAAAACCUUGAUCAUCUG